UCCUUCUGACCAGUCUUUAUUUUAGUAAUGCUAUCUGAAAGAAUUUUGUGAGAGCAUCUGGUCAGAAAUUCUUUCUCACUAACCUGUUGGAAACGAUUGGGAACUGUGUAAGUUAAAACAUUUAAAUGAGCAGAGAUUUCAACUUAGUGAAGUUCUCACGAGUCAAGUUGAAUAUAUGGAGCUUUGAAGUUGACCUGCGAAGUGAAAAUAGAAUACCUAAAUUUAUGUCCGUUUGGCCUUUCCAAACAUUACUUCUUUUGGCCGUUUCAAAGUUACGCUACGGUGUUUACGAAACGAAGAAUAGAGUUGCCAAGCAGUGUACAGAACACCGCAUAUCCUUUAGGUCCCAUUCUCUUGAGUUUCACAAAACAACUUUCAGUUAUGGGAAUGGUUUCUACCUUGUUCCUUAGUUGUUCUUCCGAUAAAUUUCGCCGUAUUUAC
Galdieria sulphuraria is the source of this 441-nucleotide messenger RNA. RefSeq lists its product as uncharacterized. Bases 126 to 410 code for a protein of 94 amino acids. Lineage: Eukaryota; Rhodophyta; Bangiophyceae; Galdieriales; Galdieriaceae. The record is from RefSeq and is a predicted model, not a curated record. The transcript has 2 exons.